CUUGACGCUGUCGACACACAUGCGGAUCCUGGCCGCAACCCUCGCGCUCGCGGUGCUUUCAACGCCCACGCAUGGGUGUGCCCAAGACGCGGACACCGACUACUUUGGCAAUGACAUUGGGUCCGUCGCCCGCGCAAACGCGGGCGACUGCUGUGCGGACUGCAGUGCGCGGGCCGACUGCGUCGGCUACGUCUGGGCAAACGGCGUGUGCUGGCUAAAGAACAAACUCGCGGCCCGGUCGUACAAAGCGGGCGCCACGGCUGGCUACAAAGCGAGCUCGUGCUCGGCGAUCGAAGAAAACACCGAUUACUCGGGUUUUGACGUGGCGUCGACGAAACGUGCUGAUGCGUCGUUGUGCUGCGACGACUGCACGGCCAACCCGAAGUGCUCCGUGUUUGUCUGGUCGGCGUAUCAAGGAGGGACGUGCUGGCUCAAGAGCCAAAAGGGGCCGCGGGUGGCAUCCACGGGAGCCCGUGCCAGCUCGCGCACGACCUCUGGACAAUGUGGGGCCAUAGAGGACAACACAGACUACUGGGGCAACGACGUCGCAUCGACCACGCGAGCUUCUGCCGACCAGUGCUGCGACGACUGCGCGGCGAAUUCGCAGUGCUCCGUAUUUGUCUGGUACGGUGGGACGUGCUACCUCAAGAGCCAAAAGGGUGGCCGGUCGACGUUGGCAGGGGCCAAGGCCGGGUCCGUCGGGUCCCAGUGCACGCCGAUAGAAGCCAACACAGACUACUUUGGAAACGACAUCGCGUCCACGUCCCGCGCAAACGCGGGCGACUGCUGUGCGGACUGCGUUGCCAACCCGAAUUGCGUCGUCGCCGUGUGGUACCAAGGCACGUGCUGGCUCAAGAAUGCCAAAGGCGCGUCGUCGUCGUCGAACGGCGCGUAUGCUGUGACUGUUCGCGGCCGCACGUCUCCGUCGCCGCCUCCUUACACCAAGCCCCCGCCUCCGAUGCAAAACGUCCAGGCGCAGUUCGCAUACCCCAAGUCGUGGAAGGCUGGGACGUACGACAUGGUGACGAGCUUGCAGGGGUGCCAGAAGCGGUCGGUGUACAGCCAAGGCACGAUCGCGCCGUAUCAUGAAGAAGUGAGCAUGAGUUUCCGCGGGCCCAUGGACAUUUACGACAUCAGCGUGUUCCAGUCGACGGGGGCCAAGUGGGUCCGGUCGUCCAAGUACAGCGCCGCCAGCGGUGUGUCGAACAACCUGGCGUUCAUGACCAACUCCAACCCGGACAAGUUCAACGGCGGAUCGCCGCAGGGGUACGCGGCAGCAGACGGCGUCGGGUUCUCGCCGAACCCGGUCCAGUUUGGCGGAUGGCUCCGAGACGCGUCCAACCCGUCCGACGUGUACGGGGGACCUGGCGUUGCGACGGGGGCGGAGGUCAACAUCAUGCAAGCAUCGCGGUGCACGGCAGACUCAUGCCUGGGGUACUUUCCUCCGACGUACGGGCUCCACGGGUGGGGCGGGAGCAAGAUCUUUGUCACCAAGGUCCGAUUUGGCGCGGGCGGGAUCCCCGCGAUUUGGAUCUUGAACGCUCAAGUGCUUCGAUCGAACCAGUAUGGAUGCAACUGCCGCGGCCGUGCCGACCCCGGUGGAUGCGGCGAACUCGACGUUGCCGAAGCCAUCUACGCCGGGACCAACACCAUUGCCACGCACAACUACUUUUUGAAUGCGAACCCAUCGCCCGGCCACGACACGUGGACGACGCGGCCAACGAACGGCGCCGCCACGUUCGUCACGAUCCUCGACGAAGCCUCGGGGUCGAUGAAGAUUCUGAAGUUUGGCGACAGCGACUACAAAUACUUUGAUACGGACGAGCUCAGCAACGACAAUGUCGCCAAGCUGGUUGCGUAGAUGCGCGAUUCUAGAUGUGUCGAGUUGGUAGGAUUAACUAGACGAACAACACUGUUCAAUGGCGAAAGGCGACGACAGACAUGCGCCAUGCUGUCGCGGGGGUAUCCUUGGCCCUGGAACGGCGGCCAUCGCUUCAGUCACUUCGAAGAGUUGGCAUGGAGCCAGGACAAUGCAGUCUUGCUCCAGUGGCGACGGGCCUUGGACAACCUGGUGCUGGUGGAAGCUCCCCACAAGGAACGUGCAGCGGGGAGAGGCUUCGACGACAGCAUGGCCUCCAACGGCAAUGGGGCAGGAUCAGUUGGAUGGCUGUGCAGCUUGGCAAUGGCUCCAUCUCAACCUGUCCCUGCCCUCAUGCCCUGCACCUGUUUCCUGCACCUGUUUCCUGUCCUUUGGCACUGACAAUCCCGUAUACCUUGCCGUGGCUGCGAAAGAUUUAACACAUUGAUCCUGUUUAAUUGUCGUCGCCGCCGUCCAAUUCGUAUUGCUGCACUCGCCCGUGUCGUGCCCACAGCUUAUCUCGAUCUGCUCCGUCGGGAUCGGCCACGAGUCCGCGAACGAGAUCGGGACCUCGACCGGCUUUUGCUUCGAUCGCCGCCUCCCUUCUUUUCGUCGUCACCGUAUGUGUUGUAGUGCCGCUCCAGCUCAAUCAUCAUUGCGCGCGACACCAUCUUGAUGUGCAUAAAGUUGCAGUACCCGCCACGGUUGCACGUGCCUUCGUCGAACUGGCGACACCUUGCCUCCCGAAAGUCGGUAACGGGGGAGUACUCGCACAUGAUGGGGCGGCCGCCGUAGAACCGACCGUAUAGCGCCGUAUGCGCAGCGGCAGCACACUCUUCAUCUUCAAAUUUCGCGUACACGUUUCCCACUAAGUGGUCGCCGAGGUUGUCGCACACGUUCAGCUCCUCAAGCUUGCCGAAUUUGCACAGCUCUUCAAACACUUCUUCGAAAAAGUCCUCAAAGUCUUCGUCGACGGUCUUUUGGUCAAGCUGGUUCGGGUCGCCGUUUGCCGCAAUCACUGUCGACAGCGGGUUCUGGUACAUGUGCUUAACCAAGAGGGUCUGGGAGAACACAGGUUUGUUGUGGGAGCGGGAGCAACGGUCACCGUGCCGGCACGCGCCAAUCUUAAAGUAGAAGGGGCAAUUCACCCGAUCUUCUUCUGUGCCGUGGAUGCGAGCCAAGUGCUCGGCACCACCACCGGUGGCAUCGCCUCGUCGAUCACGGAACCCUCCGCCCAUGCGGCCCCUGUUGUCUCCUCUGUACCCUCCUCCGCCGCCGCCGUAGUCGUUGUACCUGCUCAUCCCUCGCCUGCCUUCUUCAACCAAACGCCA
Messenger RNA from Aphanomyces invadans, 3189 nucleotides. RefSeq lists its product as hypothetical. Gene Ontology annotation, cellular component: extracellular region. The coding region runs from base 20 to 1861 and encodes 613 amino acids. NCBI's taxonomy places the organism in Eukaryota, Oomycota, Saprolegniomycetes, Saprolegniales, Verrucalvaceae. Gene Ontology annotation, biological process: proteolysis. The transcript has a single exon. The record is from RefSeq and is a predicted model, not a curated record. Gene Ontology annotation, molecular function: protein binding.